Messenger RNA from Pungitius pungitius (ninespine stickleback), 3958 nucleotides. RefSeq names its product filamin A-interacting protein 1-like. Lineage: Eukaryota; Metazoa; Chordata; Actinopteri; Perciformes; Gasterosteidae. The record is from RefSeq and is a predicted model, not a curated record. The coding region runs from base 462 to 2585 and encodes 707 amino acids. The transcript has 2 exons.
AUGUAAUGGGCGCCAAGGACUGUGAGUGAGACUCAGUGUGCAGCGCACUUCUCAUAAUGUUUGGUUUUCCGGAUGGAAUGUCCACAUCACUGGGAUCUCCGGGAAAGGGAGAGGUAAAAGAAUAGCAGCGAUUUAUUCUCUAAGGAUUGUUUUUAAAAAGAACAGAGGCCAACGGCACAGCACAGACCCAUGAUCCUCAUUGUAAAGGAGAGCAAAUACCAGCAGAUUAAAGAUAAAAAAGAAUGAUUAACUCUAAAAGGAUGAGCUCACGGAGCUGAAGGCGGCUGGUUGUGGUAGAGCAGCUGCUUCUCGGCGAGGAGCAGAGGCGCUGCGUCCAAGAACUGACCAUCAUCACUGACCACAUCGUGCAGGGGUUCGGCGCCGCUCUCCCUGCCCCAAAGGGGAAGGAGGAGCUCAAAUACCCGCAUCGCAAUUAAGUCCCCCACCAGAGCCAGAACGCUAUGACGGCGCCGGGCCUUCUGUCGGAGGUGGAGCUACUGAGGAGGCAGGUUGUGGAGAUGGAGGGAAAGGACGAGGAGCUGAUACACGUGUGGGACCAGUGUCGAGACCUGGACCACAGCCUGUACACGGAGACCAGCCACUGCCGGAGCUUGAAACUGGAGGUGGACAAACUCAACAGCCGGAUCAGCGAGCUAGACCGGAUGGAGGAGAAUCUGGGGCAGAGCAGGCAGGACUGUAGCAUCCUGAAGGGCAACUUGGAGCGAGAGAGAGAGGUCGCCAAGGGGCUGGCCAACGAGCUUGAUGCUCUCAGAGUCAGGGUGAGAGAGCUUGAGGCCGCCAAAGGCCAACUGGAGAGGAGCGAGUCUGCGAUUAGACAGGACCUGGCCCAGCUCAGGUCACUGACUGUGGCGCUGGUGGAGGACAAAAAGGCCAUGGCCGAGAGGCUACGACUGGCCGAAGAGAAACUCAACAAGAAGGAGGGAAAGAGAAAUGAGCACAGCAACUUGGCUUCAACGACGGAGAGGCAGCAGGCAUUGAGGUGUAGGGCAGAUCUGGAUGAAAGAAUUACCGUCAUCACAAAGGAAAAGUACGAGCUCCAGGGCAGACUGAAAGCCGAAGGGGAGAAGAAUGGAGAGCUGCAGAGCAAAGUCUCCAUGAUGAAGAAACGGCUGCAGAUCUUGGAAAACAGGAGGGAGAAAGAGAAGUACACGCACAGCGACAUUCCAAACAGCGUUGAAUACCGCAGCCACGCUGGGGACAACAAGGUCAAAGAGCUGACCCUGGAGCUGGAGGGCCUGCAGAAGAGACUACGAGAGAAGGAGAUUCUGGAGGAAGCGCUAACAAAGGUGGAAACUGAGUUUGAGGCGCUGCAGAAGCACUUCGGGGAGGAGCAAAAGAGCUGCCGGGCUCUGACGGAGGAGCUAGAGGUGGCAAAAAGGGAGCUAGCCAGGUACAAGCAGGCGGAGAAACAGGAGGUCAACCAGGAGCACCUGCUCCUCUGCCGCCUUCAGAAGGAGCAGGUCAAGUCCCGGCUGCUGGGCCGAGAGGUCGACGCCCUGAAGCAGAAGCUCCAGAAGCUGACGGGAACCGAGCAGUCCAUCUGCAGGGUACGGAUGGACCACUCUGCGCUGCAGAGGAAACUCACCCAGCAGGAGGCCAGCAACAGAGAGCUGGCCCGGGAGAUGAAGGAGCUGUGCAGCGAGCUGCACCACCACGAGCAGACCAAGAGGAUUGCGCAUGACGCAGACAGAGAGCACCCCCGUCGGACCUCCAGGGAGGUUCAGACGGAACGCCGGGAGAGGCUUGGUGGGAAGGACGAUGAAGCGAGCGAUGUCAGAAGGAGCUCCCUCGUCAACAACCUGAACAGCGGCAACAUCAGCCCGUACAGCGGCCGGGCCGAUGCGAACCCAGGGGCCAACGGAGAGGUGAUGAUGCUUGCGCACACGCCGGGGCAGCCCUUGCAGAUCAAAGUGACGCCGCAUCACGUCCUCAACACAGCCACCCUGGAGAUCAGCAGCCCCAACGGCGAAGCGGCAGCAUCCUACACAAGCACCGCAGUCAUUCCAACGAGCGGGGCCUCGCCGAAACAGAGAAUCACCAUCAUCCAAAACGCCGCUCUGUCCACGGUCUGUGGCAGAACACCGCCUCUGAGCCCCGACCGCACUGCGGCCGCCCCACUCGACGGUGGGCCCUUUUCUUGGGCACUAAAGCCAAACUCGCCACGCUCCACCGCGCACGACCAUGGCGGCUCCCCAGUUCAGGUUGUGAACGUCAGGAACUGCUCUCCUGAGACGCCGGAAUAUUGCGAGACGCCGGAGCGGCAGAACAGCUGGCAACGCGGGCGGUCUGGCAGCAGCGACGCGAGUCCCAGCAUCAUUGCCGCAGAGGACAAGAUCCACAUCCACCUGGGGAGCCCGGUCGUCCCGGCUCUGAGCGGGGGGACUCCCGGCAUCCCGCAGCCCAUUGGGCCGUACUACCUCCGACACGAGCAGAGGACUCAGGUGCUCAACAAUGGCUGUCACGUCAAGGGAGUCGGCACAAUUACGAGCAGCAUCACCAUAUCCCCUGCUGCCUCGUCAGCGGCACAUUCCUCCAAUAUUACAGUGAGUGGUCUUUUCGAUUAGGGGAGAAUGUGGCUGUGCUCGACAUACUGUGCCGUGUCUUCAGUCACAUUGUAGGACCAGACAAUUGAAAACAAUUCAUUUUCCAUGAUGAGAACCCUUAGUUUUUCGAUUUUAUAAAAUUUAUGAAAUAAAUGCUUUGUAUUUUCCCAUAUCUUGUUAGUGUGUACAUGAAAACCAUUUGACUGUAUGAGCAAAUGUGUAAUGGUUUUUUUUGAUUUUCUGUUUCAUCAAUGUUUAUUUUCUGUUAAUAAAAAUUCUUGUCUUGAUUCACUUUAAAUACUUUAGCAAGCGUGUUGGAAUCAAAAUAGGUUGCCAGCCAGUUUAAAUGCAGAGUAGUUUAGGGUGAUUAUUUGAAUAUUCUUCUAAAACAUCAAGCUUUUGAUGUUAAAAAACAAACAGCCCUAGGAAAUGUUUGUUUUUGCUAUGAUUGAUGAACAAUUGAGUUAGCAGCUAUUUCAACCACAGCAGAAUGCCUCAUAACCGUGUGUGUUUGAGUGCAAAACCUGUAGCAAAACUAAAUAAAAAAGUGAAUAGUAAUGACCAUAGUCUUUAAAUGUUUUAAAUGGAUAACAACACACAUUUGAAUACCUUUUCGACUUUUGCACUACGCCGCAAAACAUUCUUAUAAUUUUCUGCCAAAGAAAUGGGUUCAGGAUGUGUAUGGGGUGCAGCCAUUAUCAUGCCAAUCCUGCUCAGCCGUUGUUAGCCGCAUGUUUCCACAGCAGUAAAAGCAUUUUGCACAGUCACCCCUCUAAUUACAGACCAAUAAUACAGUUAACUCUAUGGUUAUGUUGAUUCGCCUACGCCAUAUAUAUAUAUAUAAAUAUAUCCCCCGUGUCCUCUAUCACAAUUUUACUGUUUGUAAAAUGCAUGUGAAACUCAAAGUUAACAGAGUCUAAGUAUCUAGUCGGAGUUUCACUUAAAAAUGAUAAUCCAAUACUAUAAUCAGAUUUUUUUUCAAAAAAUGAAAAACUUUCAUUGCUCAAACUGCACUAAUGUUGCACAGUGUAUCGGUACUAGAAAGGUACCGCGGUACACUUACGUUGAAAACGGUACGGUUUUAAAUAUUUUUAGUUCUGGUACUUCGCAAAAGCGUGUGUGUCACACAGGGGAAAACCGAGAGAGAUGGCAGCCCUGUAGCUGUGUUGGAUUGACAACAACUUUCCUAACAGUCAAACAUCAAGCAAGUGGAACACAAGACAAAGCAAGACAGCAAAUAAGUUACUGAAUAGUCCAGCAGAAAUAUAUACAUGCAAACCUACAAUUUCACUCAUGUGGGCCUAUAUGAUCAUGAGGUCAGAAAGCACACAGAAUUGUACAAAAUACACACUUGAUGCAAUUUUCAUUGUUUUUUUUCCAAUAAAGGGGGAAAA